This is a messenger RNA of Moesziomyces aphidis, 1587 nucleotides long. The record is from the annotation of a GenBank genome assembly. Lineage: Eukaryota; Fungi; Basidiomycota; Ustilaginomycetes; Ustilaginales; Ustilaginaceae.
AUGUACCCGAUCUUCGUCUUUGCCGCCGAGAUCGCUGGUCUGGUCACUGCCCCCGUCAACCCAGCCCUGACUGUCGGCGAGCUCGCCAAGUCGCUGGAGCAGGCCUCGGUCGACGUUGUCCUCGCCCAUCCCUCGUGCCAGGACAACGCUCGCGCUGCUUGGGAGCAGGCCAAGGCCGCCAUGGGCCGCCUCUCCGUCUCGGCUUCCUCCUCUGCCGCCACCGACGGCCUAUACAUGUUUGACGACGCCGACGAGCUCGUCAUCGGCGCUCAUGGCGAGCCCGACCUCCGCGCACAGCUCACCGACAACGAGCUCGAGUCGUAUCGCGUCGAGGACCCCGCCAAGGAGACUGCUUUCAUCAUGUUCUCCUCCGGCACCUCGGGCUCCGCCAAGGGUGUCGAGAUCACCCACUCCAACGUCAUCCACAGUGUCAUGGCCCUCGUCGCCACCCACGACGACUACUUUGGCCAGAAGGAUGUCCAGGUCGGCUUCCUGCCCUUCUACCACAUCUUUGGUCUCAUCAAGCUCAUGCACCACCCCUUCUACCUCGGCAUGAAGAUCGUCAUCCUGCCCAAGUUCAACCUCGACCUCUUCUGCGAGAAGAUCCAGGAGUACCGCGCCACCGCCUCGCUUGUUGUCCCGCCCGUCCUCCUCCAGCUUGCCAAGAGCCCCGUCCCGGAAAAGUACAACAUGACGAGCCUCAAGUGCGUUCAGUGUGGCGCAGCUCCUCUCUCGGCCGAGCUCUUUGAGCUGCUCGAGAAGCGCUACCCGGGCAUGGCGGUGCUCAACGGCUACGGCCUCACCGAGUCCCUUCCUUCGGUCAUCUGCUCCGGUCCCAAGGAACUCCCCAACUCCAAGGGCGCUGCUGGCCGCAUCGCCCCUGGUGUCGAGGUCCGUCUCGUCUCGGAGGAGGGCCACGAUGUCGGUCAGGAGCAAGGCCGCGAGGGCAACCCUGGCGAGGUCUGGCUGCGUGGCCCCACCAUCAUGAAGGGCUACCUCGACAAUGAGGACGCCACCCGCGAUGCCUUCACCGAGGACGGCUGGUUCAAGACGGGCGACGUCGCCAUCAUGCGCAACACCGAGAUCUUCAUCGUGGACCGUAUCAAGGAUCUAAUCAAGUUCAAGGGCUUCCAGGUCUCGCCCGCCGAGCUCGAGGCCGUCAUCACGAGCCAUCCCGAGGUGGCUGACGUUGCUGUCUUUGGUGUCUGGUGCCCCGCCCAGAUGACCGAGGUGCCGCGCGCCUGCAUCGUGCCGCGCGAUCUUGCGCUGCUCAACAAGCCCGACGAGUGCAUCGAGCUCGAGAAGCGCGUGCGCACCCACAUGGAGAAGCUCGUCGCCGCCCACAAGAAGAUCCGCGGAGGCAUCGAGUGGGUCGCCACCAUCCCCAAGUCGCCCUCGGGCAAGAUUCUGCGACGACUGCUUCGCGACGAGGCCGCUCGCGAGGCUGCCAAGCUGGACGCCCAGAGCCAGCUGCGUUCCACGCUCGUCACCUCGCUUUCGGCCGUCAAUGCGAACAACAACGCCAAGAACGACGAGGAGGCCAAGGAAAGCAUCUUCUCGCCCGUCUCGCCGGUGGCUGCCGCAUGA